AUGAGUGGGAGACUACUCUCCCGCAGCGCUACGCUGCUCUCGGGCAGAACGGUUGCGCGCCAGUUUCAGUACUUGGGCGUCACCAGAGCUGGGGGGCUCAUCAAUCCUCAGGGAAGCGCAUACUUACGUGUGAGAUCAUGGCCGCUAGGAACGAAUGCUAUUCACAAUGUUCCGGCGGUCAGGACGAUAUCCUUUGCGCGCGUCCUGCCCAAGCUUGCCCUGAAGCUUGCCCGCAUACCUGCCAUGUUUGGAGGCGCAAUGAUAGCAGGCCUUGCAUAUAUCCAGUAUCAAGCAGCUCAAGCCGGAAAUUAUGCAAUCGAUGUGAUAAAAUCCGCCAGCGAAACGGCAGGGGGUGUAGCCUUGGAUGCGCUCCAGGGCCUUCGAGAUAUUGCGGAACAGACGCAACAAGGCAUCCAAAAUACAAAGGAUAAUAUUCAAGUACCGGAAUGGGUGCAAAAAAUUCUUCGAAUGAACGAAUAUGCUCCCUCCGGCCAUGGAGGAUCUUCGGGCGGCGGUGGGAGCGGUGGCGAAGGAGGGCCCCCAAAGAAGAGCAGCACGGGAAUAGCAAUGGCCGGUGCUGCCGCUGGCUCGAGCUUAGGAUUUGAUUCCGAUCAGGAGAACAGGAGCGCCGCUACCCUGGCCCUGGACGAGCAAAUGAUGACCUUGACCCGGAAAAUGAUUGAAAUCCGAAACAUGCUACAGCGUGUCGGCCAAUCCAAUACGCUGACAUUGCCAUCUAUAGUGGUAAUUGGAUCACAAUCAUCAGGCAAGAGCUCAGUACUGGAAGCCAUCGUUGGCCAUGAAUUCUUGCCAAAGGGAUCCAACAUGGUUACUCGCCGUCCUAUAGAGCUUACUCUGGUCAAUACCCCUGACUCUUCUGCCGAAUAUGGCGAAUUUCCGGCUCUGGGAUUAGGAAAGAUAACAGAUUUUAGUCAAAUUCAACGCACCCUGACUGACCUAAACCUUGCAGUCCCAGAAAAGGAGUGCGUCAUUGAUGAGCCGAUCCAACUUUCAAUUUACUCUCCACAUGUCCCUGACCUUUCUCUGAUUGAUCUGCCUGGUUAUAUUCAGGUUGCUGGCCGCGGUCAGCCUCAAGAAUUGAAACAAAAAAUUUCCGACCUUUGUGACAAGUAUAUCCAGGCUCCCAACAUUAUACUAGCAAUUUCCGCCGCAGAUGUUGAUCUGGCCAAUUCCACAGCACUAAGAGCCAGCCGGAGGGUAGACCCUCGUGGCGAAAGAACUAUUGGAGUCAUCACUAAAAUGGAUCUUGUCGACCCUGAACGAGGUGCUAGCAUUCUCUCGGAUAGGAAAUACCCUUUGCGCCUAGGCUAUGUUGGGAUCAUAAGUCGCAUCCCGCAAUCCGCUGGCCUGUUCUCUCGUGGAAGCGGAAAUAUUUCAAACGCGAUAGUGAAGAAUGAAAAUGCAUACUUUAACGCACAUCCACGGGAGUUUGGCCCUGAUAGCGAAUUGUUUGUGGGUACAAGUGUCCUUCGAAAGAAGCUCAUGCAAACCCUAGAACAAACUAUGGCGUCUAACCUUGCUGGGACUCGUGAUGCGGUUUCUCAAGAAUUGGAAGAAGCUACGUACGAGUUUAAAGUCCAAUACAAUGACAGGCCUCUAAGUGCAGAAUCAUACCUUGCCGAGAGCUUAGAUAGCUUCAAGCGCUCCUUCAAGGAGUUUAGCGAGGGGUUCGGGCGGCCACAAGUUCGGGAGUUGCUAAAAGCCCAGCUAGAUCAGCGCGUUUUAGAUAUCCUGGCUCAGAGGUAUUGGAACAAGCCGAUAGAGGACAUUUCACUGGCUCUACCAGAAGUUGAUCCUUUAAGCAGCCUACCUACCUCAAGCCCAGAUUCCUUGUACUGGAGGCGAAAACUUGACGCUUCUUCAUCAGCUCUUACUAAGUUAGGAAUUGGCCGGCUGGCUACGACAAUUGUUGCAAACUCAUUGCAAAACCAUAUCGAUUCUUUGGUAGCAUCGUCAACUUUCAAUGCACAUCCCUAUGCGCGGAAAAUCAUUGAGGAGGCUUCCACUACCAUACUCAACGAUCGAUUCUUUAGUACGAGUGACCAGGUUGAGAAUUGCAUCAAACCUUACAAAUUUGAGAUAGAGGUUGAUGAUAUGGAGUGGUCUAAAGGGCGAGAAAAUGUGACUAGAAGUCUGAAAGAAGAGUUAAAGGCAUGCGAAAGUGCACUGAAAAACGUUGAAAACGCAGUGGGAAAGCGGAAACUUAGGGAUGUCAUGUCAUUUGUGGAUAAGUCACGAAAAGGGGAUAUCAACAUCGAGGGUGAUAAUACUGGUGGUGCUGGAGGGUUCAGUGCAUCGUUGAUUGAGCAAGCCCGAAAUGCUGCCUUUCUACGUGAUAGGGCUGACAUUCUGAAGAUGCGGCUCCUCGCCGUCCGCUCUAAACAAUGUUCCUCCAAGAAGAACCGACAUUACUGCCCAGAGGUGUUCCUAGAUGUUGUUGCCGACAAGCUUACUUCCACAGCGGUGCUUUUCCUCAACGUUGAGCUUCUAUCCGAAUUUUACUACCAUUUCCCUCGGGAACUUGACCUAAGAUUGGGUCGUCACCUGUCUGAAGCAGAGGUAGAACGAUUCGCCCGUGAAGACCCGCGGAUCAGAAGACACUUGGACGUGAUUCAGAAGAAGGAGAUGCUUGAACUAGUUUUGGAAAAGAUUGAAAGCUUGCGGCAAUUGGAAGGGCGCAGCAAAUCCAAUCCGAAUCAAGCGGCUGCUACGAAGGAACGCGUAAAGGGAAGUUGGCGCCUAUUCUAA
Messenger RNA from Trichophyton benhamiae CBS 112371, 2769 nucleotides. RefSeq lists its product as uncharacterized. The coding region runs from base 1 to 2769 and encodes 922 amino acids. Gene Ontology annotation, molecular function: GTP binding; microtubule binding; GTPase activity. Gene Ontology annotation, cellular component: microtubule; cytoplasm; membrane. NCBI's taxonomy places the organism in Eukaryota, Fungi, Ascomycota, Eurotiomycetes, Onygenales, Arthrodermataceae. The record is from RefSeq and is a predicted model, not a curated record. The transcript has 3 exons.